Messenger RNA from Sitophilus oryzae (rice weevil), 2066 nucleotides. It is a transcript of the gene Vps52, whose product is annotated as vacuolar protein sorting-associated protein 52 homolog. NCBI's taxonomy places the organism in Eukaryota, Metazoa, Arthropoda, Insecta, Coleoptera, Curculionidae. Gene Ontology annotation, cellular component: GARP complex. Gene Ontology annotation, biological process: retrograde transport, endosome to Golgi; Golgi to vacuole transport; lysosomal transport. The coding region runs from base 1 to 2001 and encodes 666 amino acids. The transcript has 4 exons. Gene Ontology annotation, molecular function: syntaxin binding. The record is from RefSeq and is a predicted model, not a curated record.
AUGAGUAACACCAAUAAAUAUGUACAAGUAGCGGGAAGCAGCCAAGGAAUAACCAGCAGUGACAAAGUGGUUCAAGAUAUUUUAAACACUUUUACCGAUCUCAGACACUAUUCCCGAGAAAUAGAGAACGAAUUAAAAACCACCGAAAAUCAGUCUAUUAAAGUUUACAUAAAAGAAAGCGAAAAUAUAAGCAGUCUUCACUCACAAAUUACGGCCUGCGAUACGAUAUUAGAACGUAUGGAAAACAUGUUACUUUCAUUUCAAAACGAUCUAGGUAGUAUAAGUAGCGAAAUUUUAACUUUACAGCGUAAGUCAAUAUCUAUGAGCCAAGAAUUGACUAACAGACAGGCAAUUAGGGGCCAGUUAAGUCAGUUUAUUGACGAUAUAUCGGUCCCUGAGACAUUGAUUGUUGCAAUAAUGGAUUUACCUGUUAGCGAUAAAGAGUUUUUAGCACAGCUUCAAAUUCUCAAUCACAAAAUCGGUUUUAUCAAGGAACAGAGCUUUCGUGACACUAAAUCCUGCCACGACGUGAAAGACGUGCUCGAAAAACUAAAAAUAAAGGCCAUGUCAAAAAUUAGAACGUUUCUAUUAGAGCAGAUAUCCAAGUUUAGAAAACCAAUGACGAAUUAUCAAAUUCCACAAAAUGCUUUAUUAAAAAAUAAAUGUCACUAUGAGUUUCUUUUGAUGAACGAAAGGAAUACAGCUGAAGAAAUUUCUAACGAAUAUAUUGACACAAUGAGUAAAAUAUAUUAUUCCUACUUCAAAUCUUACGAGGGUCGAAUAAUGAAGCUUUUAUAUGACGAGAGUACAACCAAGGAUGAUUUGAUGGGUAUAGAAGAUACAGCUACGAGAAGUCUUUUUAAUAAAAGUCUUAAACACAAAGCUACAAUAUUUACUAUAGGGAAUAGAGGAGAUGUGCUAGCACAACAAUUAGAGGCACCGAUAAUUGUACCACAUGCAGAAACAAAAAACAAAUAUCCUUAUGAAGCGAUAUUUAGAAGUGUCCAAUAUGCUUUAGUCGACAAUGCUUGUAGAGAAUAUUUAUUUGCUAGUGAAUAUUUUAUGGUUCAAAGUCAGUUAGCGCUGCAGUUAUUCAAUAAAAUAAUGGGAAAAACUUUAACUUUGUUACAGAAAAACAUUGAACAACAUAUAUCAACUUGUUACGAUUCCAUAGCCAUUUUCUUAUGCUUUCAUUUGAUACUGCGCUAUAAGAUUAUGUGUCAUAAAAGGUGCGUUCCUGCUUUGGAUGAUUAUUGGGAAAAUUUGGAAAAAUGUCUAUUGCCCAGAUUUGAAUAUAUUGUAAAGUUAAAUGUUAAUAGUAUUAGAGACUGUGAUGUUACUAAGUUUAAUUUAGAGAAAGGACCGCAUUAUAUCGCCCGAAGAUAUGCGGAAUUCAGUGCCGCACUAGUCAGUAUAAGCGAAAAUUUCCCGAACGAACUUAUAAACAGUCUCCUAGCCGAACUCCAAGAAGAAGUGGAAAUGUUUAUAUUUCGCAUGGCCGGUGUAUUUACCGAGCGAAAAGACCAGCUAAUUUUCCUUAUUAACAACUACGACAUGAUCUUAAAUAUAAUAAUGGAACGAACGAGGGAUAACUGUAAAGAAGCGGAAACGUUUAAAUCGCGAUUAGCCGCAAAAAGUGGCGAAUACGCCGAACAGAUCCUGUUCCCGCAUUUCGGAGAAAUGAUCCAGUAUGUUAAGGAGUGCGAACACUAUUUCGAACACUCGAAAUUGAAGGAACUGAAAGAGAUGGAGGGUAAAUCUUCAGAAAUUGUGCAGAAUUUCUCGCAGAACUGGAAAAAAUCGUUGGAAGACUUGAAUAGGGAGGUGCUGUUGUCGUUUCCUAAUCUCGUUACAGGAGCUAGGCUGUUGCAAUUGGCUUUAACUCAACUGGUCCAAUAUUAUCACCGAUUCCAUAAGUUAUUGGCGCCCAACGUUCGAUCGCAGCUUGUUAACAUACAUCAUAUAAUGGUCGAGAUGAAAAAAUACAAAACCAAUUUUUAAAUGUUGAUCGGAUUAUAUUUUGUUCUAUUUAUUUUGUUUCAAUAAAAACAGUACCUUACAGAAUG